AUGGAUUGCAUCAUGUUGCCCGUCACCCACAACCAUGGAGAUGGUUCCCAUUCAAUUUUGCAAGCCAAGGACGCUUUCAUGAUAAUCCGGUAUCCACUCAGCCUAGUCAACCUCCAGCGCUCAACCCGUGCCGGCACCUGCUCCUCCAGCGGCUCAACCCGUGCCGGCACCAGCUCCUCCAACCGCUCAACCCGUGCCGGCACCUGCUCCUCCAGCAGCUCAACCCGUGCCGGCACCAGUUCCUCCAGCGCAAGCUCUUUAAAUACCUCCGCAAGCUCCUUGAGCACAUCCGCUAGCUCUUUAAACACAUCCACACCAGUGAAGUCAAGUACCACAGUCCCUCGCAGUAACUCAUCCACAGGGGGCUGCUCAACAGUGCGCGUUCGGCGCGAAUGGAGGAAGUUCAGUCACCAAGAACAAGCCGAUUACAUCAACGCGGUGAAGUGUCUAGCCGACCUUCCUUCCAAACUACUUCCUGGAGGCGAUUAUCGUCGAUAUGACGAUUUUGAGAACGUCCACUCGAGGAUGCGCAACAAAAUCCACUGGAUUGCUGCAUUCUUACCUUGGCAUCGUCAGUUCAUGUUCUACUAUGAACAAGCCUUAAGAAAUGAAUGUGCUUAUUCCGGGAGUCUACCACGAUGGGAUUGGACUCUUGACUCGGCCGACAUGUCAAAAUCUCCCAUUUGGUCGUCUGACCCCGACGUUGGCUUUGGAGGUGACGGUCGUGAUUUCAGCAAUGCAGAUGAUGGCCUUGAUGGGGGUGUCAUAACAGAUGGCGCUUUCGCCAACUGGCCGUUAUACUAUCCCGAGUACCAUGAAUUACAACGCAGUUACAAUCUUCCCUCUCAGUACAGACAGAGAGGCCGGAGCUAUGGCAGUCAAUUUUUUGACACCGCUUCAAUCAACCGAAUUCAAAGCCAAACCACCUAUCAGAAAUUUGCCCUGGCGUUAGAAGGAACCGAUCCGUCAUCAACAGGGCCCAGCAAUCCCGGCCCACACAGCAUCAUUCACGUAAUUAUUGGUGGAGACAUCUCCCCCACUGCUUAUGCGGCAAACGAACCGUUGGUUUCUUCCUUGAUCACAUUCCGUGCUGGUUUAAAAUUUGCUAACCCUUCCAAUCUGGUUCUGGUCGGGGCGCACACACAGUCUCACUGGUGGCGAUGGCAAAACGCGCAGCGUUCUACUCGUCUAAACGCCUACGGAGGACCGGCCACCCGUGGUUCAACGCGAAACGAUGCCAAGCCGACCGACGUCCUCAAAUUUUUAGGAUUGGGUCCCGAUGUGCGCGUGCAAGAUACGAUGGACACCACCGCAGCUCCGUAUUGUUACAGAUACGAGUGA
Puccinia graminis f. sp. tritici CRL 75-36-700-3 is the source of this 1341-nucleotide messenger RNA. RefSeq lists its product as uncharacterized. The record is from RefSeq and is a predicted model, not a curated record. The transcript is spliced from 13 exons. Lineage: Eukaryota; Fungi; Basidiomycota; Pucciniomycetes; Pucciniales; Pucciniaceae. The coding region runs from base 1 to 1341 and encodes 446 amino acids. Gene Ontology annotation, molecular function: oxidoreductase activity.